This is a messenger RNA of Verticillium dahliae VdLs.17, 1473 nucleotides long. RefSeq names its product C2H2 type zinc finger domain-containing protein. The record is from RefSeq and is a predicted model, not a curated record. The transcript is spliced from 3 exons. Bases 1 to 1473 code for a protein of 490 amino acids. Lineage: Eukaryota; Fungi; Ascomycota; Sordariomycetes; Glomerellales; Plectosphaerellaceae. Gene Ontology annotation, biological process: regulation of transcription by RNA polymerase II. Gene Ontology annotation, cellular component: nucleus.
AUGAUCACCUCAGCGAUUCAACAACCCAACCACUACCAGCCUGCUGUAUCCGACUUUUACGAUCCUGAUGACGUCUUGCCUCACGACAGUCCCCAGAUGAAUUCUUUCAGACCCAAGCUGGAGCCUUCCCCCAGCCCGCCACCUCAGAUCCCUCCAGUUGCGGCCUCCCACAGACAGGGGGAUGCGGUCUUGAUCAAUUUCUUGAGCAAUGGCAAGCGCCCUGAUAUUGCCCGCGCCAUCGCUGUCCACUCUGACCAUUCCGACGCCGCAUCUGGCGCUGAGGACGAUCCAUCCAUCUCCUCCAGUCCCUCCACGUCUUCUGCAUCAUGCAAGUCUCCCCCUUUCAACCUCGCCGCCGUCACCGCUGCCGCGGUCUCAACCUCGCCUUCUGAACCCGGCGCAAUCAAUCUCAUCAACCUUGCUGCGGGCGCCCUAGCCUUCACCACUGGCAACGGCCCAGACCCCCUGAGAAAACCUACGGCAGACUCGACACUUGUCGAAUCUGUUCGUAGCGACACAAUGAGCUCUGCAGCCCCUCAAACAUCACGAGUUCGCUUCAAUCGCCCCCUAGGUGCUACAGUAUCCGAGCCCCUCUACCCUUCAGAAGGGUUCUAUACCGCUACGCCGCCUGGCCACUCGAUGCGCCAUGCUGAAGUUGUUUCGCCCAUGUCGCCACUACAGCCCGCUCUUGGGGGUCUGCCUCCGCUGCAAAUCGAUUCGCCGAAAUCAGAUAGUCCUGGCCACGGUUCCUUGCCCUCCAUCAGACAACAUUUCGGCGAUCUAGCUUUGUCCCCUGACAAGGAGUUGCCGGGGCCUUUACACUCUGCCGUCGCCGCGUACCCUCGACCCUCGCCGGCAAUUGUACCACGCAUGUCUUCGAUACCAUCACUGUCUGGACGCCACCCGUCGCCGCCCACAUCGCCCAAUAAUGGUUAUGGUCGACACGAUCUGCCUUCGCCUGCCCAGUCUCUCAUCUCACCCGGUCACUAUUAUCAGACACACAAUGGGCCUCCUCGAAUGGGAAACGACAAAUCUGGCUGUUUCGUUGACACCCCGAGUAAUGACCAGCCAUCACUACAUGGGUCAACGGUGCCAAUGCUCGACCGCAUGAGCAUCGACGGUCUCACGAAUCCACAACCAGGCGGCUUCAUUUGCGAAUUCGCAGGUUGCACAGCACCCCCCUUCCAGACGCAGUACCUUCUGAACUCUCAUGCCAACGUACACUCGUCUGCCCGACCACACUAUUGUGCUGUUCCGGGAUGCCCGCGUAGUGAAGGCGGCAAAGGUUUCAAAAGGAAAAACGAGAUGAUUCGACACGGCCUAGUCCACGAAUCACCAGGAUAUGUUUGCCCGUUCUGUCCCGAUAGAGAGCACAAGUAUCCGCGCCCGGAUAACCUUCAGAGCGUAUUUUAUGUCUCCGGCCUCGACCGGUCCUCCGGGGGAGCUGCUGACACCGGAAUUCUGUACAUAUGA